AUGAGCUCCCCAUCAGUCUCUCUGGGUGAAUCCUUGUUUCUCUCUCCUGCCAGUGGCUCCGACUCAGAAGGAACUCCAUCACCAAGAAUCACAGGUGCAGGUCCCGUGCUCUCGCCACCACCCAUUCAGCACUCCGAGCCUCUCAGGCCAGGCCACGGCUCAAGACCAGGGCACCCACCUCGCCUUCCUUCACCCCGUCUUUUUCGUGACUUCUUCAGUACCAUGAAUGACACUGCCCCGCGUAGGCAAGUCACCCUCCCACCAGCGAACUACUCCGAAAGCAUUCAAGACGUCAAUCGGGCAUUACAGUCUGCAAAUAGGGCUUUGCAGAACGCACAAGAGGCCUUCCAGACUGGAAGGUCAAGACCUGAUCGCCAAAGCCUAGUGGAUUUGACUGGAAGUAGUCCACCAAACAAUUCCUCCGAGGUCAAUUUUCUCUCAGAAACCGUUCAUCCUCAAGACCCUCAUCCACAUCGACAACAGGGUCUUGUCCCGCCAUUCUACUCCUUAUUCACACGUAGUCAGGGCGCCAGGGGAACCGACCGAAACGAUUCACAGAGAAUCCUUACUCAUACCGAAGUCCGCCGCCUACAAGAGGAGGAAGCAAUUCUUCGACAGAGAGAAAAUCACAACAACUGGGAGAGAACUCAGGCUAGAACACAGGAAAGAAGAGCACGCAACCAGUCCAACCAGGAACAGUCCACCAUGUCCCGUCCAUCAUCAUCUUCCUCUUCGUCUCAAGCCAGCAGUCGUCCCAGGUCUUUAAACUCAAAAGCAACAGAUCCGGCGAUAGAGUCAGUCGAUCUGACUGAGGUAGACGACAACGCAGGCUUAUCCGCCGUUCUUGCCAAACAACGACAAGAUGCGAUUCUGGCUCAGAACCCUGGAUCAGAGUCAGGGCGUACAACAUUGACUGCUUACAAAUGUCCUGUGUGUAUGGAAACCCCGACCGACGCCACCUCUACCGUUUGCGGUCAUGUCUUUUGCCAUCGUUGUAUCAUUGAUACGCUGAACUGGUCUAUGGAACAACGACGUGGAGAGACACCACCAAGCCGAAAACUUAGAGGUGUAUGCCCUGUUUGUCGAAAACCGCUCGACUUGAUUGACAGUGGGCCAAGGAAAAACCUUGUACCACUGGAAUUGAAAUUCAUGGUGGUAACGAAGCGCAAGCGGGUAGAGUCUGAGCCAGAUGAGAAAGGCAAAGGAAAGCAGAAGUCAGUGGAGGUUGAGAAUCUCAGUAGUGAUGAUGAUGAUGAUGACUAUGAACAAACUCGCAAACGGAGCAAGAAGAACAUCCGGGCAGGAAAAGCGAGAGAGCGCGAAUCAACCGAGGAUGCUCUUUGGGGCGAGUUCAUGCAGGACUAA
This is a messenger RNA of Exophiala bonariae, 1365 nucleotides long. RefSeq lists its product as uncharacterized. The transcript has a single exon. The coding region runs from base 1 to 1365 and encodes 454 amino acids. Lineage: Eukaryota; Fungi; Ascomycota; Eurotiomycetes; Chaetothyriales; Herpotrichiellaceae. The record is from RefSeq and is a predicted model, not a curated record.